Hemiscyllium ocellatum (epaulette shark) is the source of this 1399-nucleotide messenger RNA. RefSeq names its product thioredoxin domain containing 15 (gene txndc15). The transcript has 5 exons. Gene Ontology annotation, cellular component: cilium. The record is from RefSeq and is a predicted model, not a curated record. Lineage: Eukaryota; Metazoa; Chordata; Chondrichthyes; Orectolobiformes; Hemiscylliidae. Gene Ontology annotation, biological process: cilium assembly. The coding region runs from base 131 to 1204 and encodes 357 amino acids.
UCGUGCGCAGCAGGUUAGUCUGCAGCACCGCUGAGCUGUCGCGGAUGGUGCAGUUGAUGUAGGUGAAUGCUGGAAUGGCGGCCUCCAGCUCGGUCACGUAGUAUCGUCUUAUGUUCGCUGGCAACACAGAAUGGGCGGCUUUAGGGCGAGCGCGGUUUUACUCGUCGUCUCCUUGGUUACCACGAGGGUGAGCGCGGAUGCUGAACUUCAAAGAAAUGGUGAUUCUUCAAAACACGUCCCUGGGGAAGAGAGUAAUGAAUUGGAAAUUACGAUCAGUGAUGUUGAACUCGAAGGAAGGGAUGAGCAAACUAAUAGAAAAAUACAGUUCCCAACAGCAGAAAUUGCUGAUGCUGUUCUAGGAACUGGGAUUCCUUCCAAUCAAGAAGCAAUAUUGUCUUUUGUUCAGAAUAUUAAAAAUGAGCGCUCUGUUUUUGAAGUCAAAGAUACGCAUUGCACUGACGUGAAUGGAGAAAAUGUAGAAUGUAGUGAUUCAGAUGAGGUAUUUCCCUCCCUUACAUAUCUCCCAUCUGGUAAUCAGGAGGGAGAACUAACAAAGAGAGAAACUGGCAUUCUUGAAUCUGUGCAAGUUGAGAAUCGAGCAGCAGAAGAAGGAAAUACAACUGAAACAACCAGACCACCGAAAGUUAACUGUGAAGAAAGAAAUACAACUGGAUUAGAGAACCUUGUUGUCCAAAUUCUUAAUAGUUCACAAGACCUGAUGGAUUUCCUGAAUGCCAAUGGCACUGAUUGCUCUGUAGUUCUCUUCUACACACCAUGGUGCCGGUUCUCUGCAGACCUUGGUCCACAUUUCAAUGCACUGCCGAGGGCUUUCCCAUCACUACAGUUUCUGGCUUUGGAUGCAUCACAGCACAGCAGUCUUUCCACCAGGUUUGGUACAGUAGCUGUUCCGAACAUUCUCCUGUUCCAAGGUGUAAAGCCAAUGGCCAGGUUUAAUCAUACAGAUAGAACACUUUCAACGUUGAGAGCAUUCAUUUUUAAUCAAACUGGCAUAGAAGCAAAUGAUACUGUUGAAGUGAUAGAACAAGAUCUAAGUGGACCACUUCCCAGUGUUGCAGUGAGGGGCAUUGACUGGCUGCUUGUCUUCUCUGUGGUGUUCGUCUGUGGUUUUUUAGUUUAUGGUACAGUGCAGUCAGAUAGUAUCAAGUGGUUAAUAACAGGACAAGAGCAUGAACAUCAAGAUUGAACUCUCUCUGUUGAUCAUUACCCAACACAGUGAGCAACUUCACAAGAACAUGAAUGACACUGGUAAUACUUAAAUGUGUCAGCUUUGUAAUUAACAAAAUUCCUCUUCCACAGAAUUUGAAUUGUGUAAAUAAAUAUUCAAAAGUUAAGACUGUUUUAUCAGUUAUGAAUAAAUAUGUCUUUCACAAACUUGGAA